AUGGGUCGAGUCAGGAGAUCACGAACGCAUUCCAAUCCGUGAGCAAAUACUGCUCGAUCACCGGCAUUGCAUACCCGACUGACACCCCUUCUGCCCCACUUCAUCACCGCUGAACCCGGACCCUUCGCACCACCGUCGGACAUUUCACAAUCCCAAAUCCACAAUCCCUUCCUCGAUCGGCCUCUUCUACAAUAAUUCGAACUGGAUCCCUGUAGCAAAAAGAACCAGGCCCCGGGCCAAAAGACACGCCGGUACACGCGCGACCUGGACCAAAUCCACGAUGACAUGAAGGACGGCGGCAAGGCCAAGAUGAUCGAUACGAUGCAGCACAAGGAUCUCGAGGAUCUCCCCGGUGAGCUGCAAUGAGGAAUCGGAGCGUUCGAGCCUUGACUAAUUAUUUCUCGACCUUCAGGUAUGGCCCAACAUCACUGCCUUUCGUGCGCAAGGUAUUUCGCCGAUGCCGUCUCGCUCGCGACGCACAAGAUGUCCAAACCCCACAAGAGACGACUGAAGAAACUCCAAGAGGAGCCUUACACCAUCGAAGAAUCACGACGAGCGGCUGGGCUCGGUGUCGAUAAGGGAGCUUUCACCAAGAGGAGAGAAGAAGCAGAGGCUGCUCAGACCGCUGCGACCGCUGGGGUGGCGACGGCUGCGGGUACUGGGACCAAGGAGAUGCAGGAGUGA
Messenger RNA from Microbotryum saponariae, 684 nucleotides. The record is from the annotation of a GenBank genome assembly. NCBI's taxonomy places the organism in Eukaryota, Fungi, Basidiomycota, Microbotryomycetes, Microbotryales, Microbotryaceae.